CGUUACUUAAGGCUAUGGAAUCACUAGGAUCUGAGGGAACUUGAUAUCCGAGCGGUGAUUUCCUUGCAGAACACCUAUAACAUACGAUAUCUCUAUCUAGAAAUUUGGACGUCUUUGAAUGAACUAAGAUGACUGAUAGGGUAUCCUGCAGCUUGAGUGUGGCUUGAGCGGCAACUGGUGUGGCGUUGGCUGCGGCUUUACCUCGACUAUGUCUCUCCCAUUAUAUUACCUAAUGAGCCUUGGCUUAGCUAUAGUAGGAAAGAUGUCAAAGGCAACAAUGCCUCGACGCCAUCCUCUGGUUCCUGACAUGCAUCACAAAAGAAAGAAACACACAAUCCGAACCUUGUUGAAAGAAAGGGACGGUAAUUGUAUUCUUGUGUGCUGCCUGAACAUAGAGAAAAAGCAAGACAAGACAAGCUCUAUGUGGAUGACAAAAGGAGAUACAGUUGAUGGAGAUUACGCAAUAUCAUCUCCUUCCACACAUACUCCCGGAUCUGUGGUAUCUUUCAUGCCGCACCCCACAACCUCUCUCUUGAUGUUCAAUCACACCACAACGCCCUGCUCCGAAUUUUCAUGAUGGAAGAUCAAGCAACUGACUGCGGGAAUCAGGAUAUGCCCCUGUCUCGAUCUAAAAUGACUAAUAAACAU
Messenger RNA from Bipolaris sorokiniana ND90Pr, 648 nucleotides. RefSeq lists its product as uncharacterized. NCBI's taxonomy places the organism in Eukaryota, Fungi, Ascomycota, Dothideomycetes, Pleosporales, Pleosporaceae. The transcript has a single exon. The record is from RefSeq and is a predicted model, not a curated record. Bases 209 to 577 code for a protein of 122 amino acids.